UCUACAUUCCCCCCCAAAAAAGACUCAGAGACUCUCUGGAUUUUCUUCUUCUUUCCCCCUUCUUCUUCUUCGGUGGUGUUUUUGGGUGUGAUCAUGGAGCUCUCGGAUAUCUCUUUCCCCAUCCCGGCCGCAGAUGAUUUCUACGACGACCCGUGCUUCAACACCAGCGACAUGCACUUCUUCGAGGACCUGGACCCGCGGCUGGUUCAUGUGGGCCUCCUGAAGCCAGACGCUUCCUCUCCCUCACCCUCCCCUUCUUCCUCCUCCUCUUCCUCCUCCCCGUCCUCUUCCAUGCACCACCAUCACCACGACGAUGAGCACGUCCGGGCCCCCAGUGGGCACCACCAGGCGGGCCGCUGCCUGCUCUGGGCCUGCAAGGCCUGCAAGAGGAAGACCACCAACGCGGACCGGAGGAAGGCAGCCACCAUGCGCGAGAGGCGGCGGCUGGGCAAGGUGAACGACGCCUUCGAGAACCUGAAGAGGUGCACCUCUGCAAACCCGAACCAGAGGCUGCCAAAAGUGGAGAUCCUGCGCAACGCCAUCAGCUACAUCGAGUCCCUGCAGUCGCUGCUGCGCGGCGGGGGCGGGCAGGAAGACAGCUUCUACCCGGUGCUGGAGCACUACAGCGGGGACUCGGACGCCUCCAGCCCCCGGUCCAACUGCUCCGACGGCAUGACGGAUUUCACCGGCCCCAGCUGCCAGUCCAACAGAAGAGGAAAUUAUGAAAGCUCGUAUUUCUCCGAGAAACAAAACGGCUCUCUGAAGAGUCGCAGCUCCGUGGUCUCCAGCCUCGACUGCCUGUCCAGCAUCGUGGAGCGGAUCUCCACUGACGGGCCCUCGGCCCCCGAAGCUCCGGGGCCAGACCAGACCCAGGCCCCCACCCAGACUCCCAUCCAGGACCCUAACCUGAUCUACCAAGUCCUAUAGACCCCCUUCACUACCUUUGAGUUUAAUUUAAUCCGGGCUGACCUGAGUGUCCACAACCUGUGUGCAUCAGAUUCCUUCAGAAAGUAUGGAAGCCCAUUCGUGCCAAGAAAAUGAGAAUUAUUGGGAAAUAAUUUGUAACAACUUAAGACCCAUUUACUUAUUGCAAAAGUCUUUGUCCAUAGGUGGAGUAUUUUAUAUCAGAUUUUAUAGAUUUUAUAACUACCGAGCAAACUCCAUGUGCAGAACAAGAUUUAGCAAAAGUGUAUUUUUCUAUUUGAAUUCAGUCUUAAUUAAAACAGCUCUUAAAUAAGUAUAACAAAUAUUAGUUUCAACAAAAAAAUACAAAUAAUUAUUUCAAGAUAAAGUUGUGUCAUUUAAUUCAUUUAGAAAAUCUUCAUAUUUUUUUGAGUAGACAUUUAAAGUUGAUUUUCUCAUUCCCAAAUUCCCAUAGGUCAGAUAUAUUCCUGGCAUUAAUUACCUUCCAUACUUCAGUAUAUUUAUCCUCUGAUAUUCUCUUUCCUGCUGUUAGAAAAGUGCCUUUUAGAUGUAAAAAGCACUAUGAAUGCUGGGAAAUGUAGUUUGUACACACGCUAAGUGAUGGCUACAACUCAGUUCAGUUCUUGCUGUAUUUUUAUUUUAUUUUAAGUUAUGAGAAGUUAUUUUAAAGGCUCUUUUAGAGUCACUCGUCCAGAUGGAUUAUUUUCUUCCUCUCUGUGCAAAAAGUCUAUUUGAUGAAGAACGGAGGCCAAAAAAAAACAUCCAUUUACAUUCCUCCACUUUCGUCCAUCUGAAGUCGUAAAAAAAAGCCCCAGCUGUUUGAUUCCCUCGGGAGGAAAAACAACUGCAAUAAUAUCCAGUGAUAUUUUAAAGAUAUGUCAUGCAACACUGCAGAUUUCUGUAGAAAAGCUGCAGUGAGUAAUAACACAGCGUGGGAGUCGUUCUGCUUCCUGUUGAAGUUAAAACCAAUGAUUAUUAUUUGAUGUUUUCAUUCACUGCAGCGGAGGACCACUUUUCUGUUUCUGUACAUAUGAUGUAAAUAAGAGCUGAUUUGUUCGGAGUAUUAAUUAUGUAUUUAAUGUUUCCGUCUGUACGUGCUUUUGUUUGUUUGUUGUGAAAAUGUUAAACUUUAUAUUUAUACACCUGAAAACUGAGUGACAGUCUUAUGACUAAUAAAUGAAACUGAUUAUUUAUACAAAAAAAAUCACGACUCUGCUUUUUAAUUUCUGAAAAAAACUCAAAUUUGAUGGUGAAUUUGGGGGCUUUCAGGCCUCAGGAUUAUUUACAUUUUAAUACAUGUUGUAUUUGUUUUAAUGGUACAUAGAGUACAUUUAUUAUUUUAAAUAAUGCUUUAAUGUAACUUGUUUUGAAAUGUACAUAAGAUAUAACAACUUUAUUUAAAUUAAAUUGAGAUAUUCA
Eleginops maclovinus (Patagonian blennie) is the source of this 2343-nucleotide messenger RNA. Its product is annotated as myoblast determination protein 1 homolog. The transcript has 3 exons. Gene Ontology annotation, biological process: positive regulation of skeletal muscle fiber development; regulation of transcription by RNA polymerase II; muscle organ development. The record is from RefSeq and is a predicted model, not a curated record. Gene Ontology annotation, molecular function: DNA-binding transcription factor activity, RNA polymerase II-specific; RNA polymerase II cis-regulatory region sequence-specific DNA binding; protein dimerization activity. Bases 94 to 927 code for a protein of 277 amino acids. NCBI's taxonomy places the organism in Eukaryota, Metazoa, Chordata, Actinopteri, Perciformes, Eleginopidae.